AUCUCAAAUAGAACAAGAAUGGGUCGAUGUCAUCCGAUGCCUUUUUGUGAAUGGUCGCGAAAUGACUGGAUGAAAGUACACGAGUUUGAGGAGAAGCGACUGUUAGCAGUGAAAAUUUUCUACAUUUUUAUUAUUAUCUUCACGAUUUUUGGAAAUAUUUUAGUUUUGGUUGCGACCUGGAGAGAAAAGAAACUUCAUCAACCGAAUAAAUAUUUGAUCGCUUGUCUGGCUGUCGCAGAUCUUUUGGUUGGUUCACUUGUCAUUCCAUUACGGCUGUAUAGGCUGCAUCUGACCAAGACAGAAACAUUUGCCAUAUCUAUCCAUCUACACCGUUUUAUGUUUUGGAUUGAAACUAUGGCGAUAACAACAUCUGUUUAUACAAUGACCAUAAUUAGUUUUGACCGCUAUCUUAAAAUCAGCAAGUCGCUACAGUAUAGAUUGCGAAUGACUACAUCCAGAUUACGAAAAAUAAUUUUCGUCACCGGUCUUUUUUCCGCGUCAUUUUCCACUUAUCUCACCAUUCCUCGUGCAGGAUCCAAAACAAGCCUGUUUGUCAAAGACAAGAAGUUAUUGAAAGAAAUCCAGACCGCUUUAGCGGUAGUUGGAUUUUUCGUACCCACUAUUGUAAUGCUGGUUAUGUACGCCCUAAUCUUUAUUGUCGCUCACAAAAGACAAAAAAUGUUGCGAAAUGGAAACCUGGGCCAAAUAUCCAAUCCCCUUGGUCAGCGAACUGCCUUACGCAAUGAUGUGAAGGUGAUUCGGAUGCUUUUUCUUGUCGUUGGCCUGUUCAUUCUUUGUUGGGGUCCGUUUUUCACGUCUUGGCUGUUAGCUCUUUACUAUCCAAACUUUCCUGAUUACGACGAAACGUCAGUGAGCUACUGGAUUCGCUUAGAGAAAAUUAACACAGCAAUAAUGGAAAUACUUCCUAUGUUCAACAGUAUGUGUAACCCAAUAAUUUAUGCUUGGCUUGAUCUAACAUACAGGAAAGCGUUCAAAAAACUGUUUCAGCAAAUGAUUUGUCGCCGAAACUGA
Dendronephthya gigantea is the source of this 1032-nucleotide messenger RNA. RefSeq names its product D(2)-like dopamine receptor. NCBI's taxonomy places the organism in Eukaryota, Metazoa, Cnidaria, Anthozoa, Malacalcyonacea, Nephtheidae. The transcript has a single exon. Gene Ontology annotation, cellular component: membrane. Bases 19 to 1032 code for a protein of 337 amino acids. The record is from RefSeq and is a predicted model, not a curated record. Gene Ontology annotation, molecular function: G protein-coupled receptor activity. Gene Ontology annotation, biological process: G protein-coupled receptor signaling pathway.